GGGGCUUAACUCAAGCAGAUUAAGACAGAGUCAAUGCAGCAAGAGUCAGUUGCAGUGUUGUUCUCCACUACGCCUCACCUCCCUCCGGCUCUGCUCUCUGCAGGCAGGCCCCAGACCCCAAGGCCCACACCACACCUCUCUCCUAGGCAGAAGCAGAACGUGUCUGUAGGAAUAAGAAAGUAUGGGUGCCUACGAGUCUAACCUGGACGAUAUCCUGGCAGAGGACAUGCACCACUGGUACAACAAGUUUAUGAAAGAGUCUCCUUCGGGACUCAUCACGUUGUUUGAGCUGAAGACGAUGCUGGAGAUGCAGGGGAUGACAGAAGAAGCUAGCAGCUACGUGGACCAGGUCUUCUUUACCUUUGACAUGGACGGGGAUGGAUAUAUAGACUUCGUAGAGUACAUAGCAGCAGUCAGUCUGAUGCUGAAAGGAGAAAUCAACCAGAAACUGAAAUGGUACUUCAAACUUUUCGAUCAGGACGGAAACGGCAAGAUUGACCAAGAUGAAAUGGGGACAAUAUUCAAGGCUAUCCAGGACAUCACCAGAUGUUAUGACCCUCCUACGGAGGAGAUUGUGAGCCUCAUCUAUGAGAAGGUUGACAUAAAUAACGAAGGUGAGUUGACUCUGGAGGAGUUUAUCGAAGGAGCCAGGGACCACCAAGACAUCAUGGAGAUGUUGGGAAAGAUGAUGGACCUCACCAACGUUCUAAAGAUCAUUGUCAACGGACAGAAAAAGCAGGUCAAAUCACCCGAAUGAGGAUGACGUCACUUCCUGUUGCACUUCCUGUUUGAUGGACUCAGAAUUUACAGAAUGCAACGCAGAAAGGUUGUUGUGAAAGAAUAGGAUUGUUUGGGACGGAAAGCAAUUAUAGUGGAAUGUUUAAUAUAUAAUAUAUGGAGGAAAUGUAUAAAAGAACAAACAACGAACUUGAGCAUCUUGAUGAGAAGGUGAAUAUACAUGAAUGGGAGGGGAGCCAUGUCCCAAAUCUCCAUCGACCAAGAAGACUGAGUUAAUGUAAGGACAAUGGAACCAUGCCAGGAGGCCAUGUGACCCAUCUUGCCUACUCUAUGUUCUCUAUUUCUACAUCCCGAUUGUCUUUUCACCCUUUUCCCGAAGUCCCAUCAUAGAUUUAACCACGGUGGAAACCCUCUAGGCAAUGAUUACACCAAUGAAACACUUUGAGAUCAAUGACAGGAAUUGUGGAAGUGCAAGUGUAGAGAAUUGGGAUGCAGCCUAUAUGUUCUCUCUGUGUGUAUCACUUGAGUAUCCUCCUCCUCUCACUGUCACCACAGCUCUCUCUAGUCCUCCUCCUCCUGCUCCUAGUCUCACAGUCACCACAGCUCUCUGGUCCUCCUCCUGCUCUCACAGUCACCACAGCUCUCUCUAGUCCUCCUCAUCUCAGUCACCACAGCUCUCUCUAGUCCUCCUCAUCUCAGUCACCACAGCUCUCUCUAGUACUCCUCCUCUCACAGUCACCACAGCUCUCUCUAGUCCUCCUCCUCUCACAGUCACCACAGCUCUCUCUAGUCUUCCUGCUGCUCUCACAGUCACCACAGCUCUCUCUAGUCCUCCUCCUGAUCCUCCUCUCUCAGUCACCACAGCUCUCUCUAGUCCUCCUCCUCCUGCUCCUCCUCUAACAGUCACCACAGCUCUCGCUAGUCUUCGUCUUGCUCUCACAGUCACCACAGCUCUCUCUAGUCCUCCUCCUGAUCCUCCUCUCUGUCACCACAGCUCUCUCUAGUCCUCCUCCUCCUGCUCCUCCUCUAACAGUCACCACAGCUCUCGCUAGUCUUCGUCUUGCUCUCACAGUCACCACAGCUCUCUCUAGUCCUCCUCCUGAUCCUCCUCUCUCAGUCACCACAGCUCUCUCUAGUCCUCCUCCUCCUGCUCCUAGUCUCACAGUCACCACAGCUCUCUGGUCCUCCUCCUGCUCUCACAGUCACCACAGCUCUCUCUAGUCCUCCUCAUCUCAGUCACCACAGCUCUCUCUAGUCCUCCUCCUGCUCUCACAGUCACCACAGCUCUCUCUAGUACUCCUGCUCCUCCUCUAACGGUCACCACAGCUCUUGCUAGUCUUCGUCCUGCUCUCACAGUCACCACAGCUCUCUCUAGUCCUCCUCCUCCUGCUCCUAGUUUCAGUCACCACAGCUCUCUCUAGUCCUCCUCAUCUCAGUCACCACAGCUCUCUCUAGUCCUCCUCAUCUCAGUCACCACAGCUCUCUCUAGUCCUCCUCAUCUCAGUCACCACAGCUCUCUCUAGUCCUCCUCCUGCUCUCACAGUCACCACAGCUCUCUUUAGUCCUCCUCCAUGGCUCUCACAGUCACCACAGCUCUCUCUAGUCCUCCUCAUCUCAGUCACCACAGCUCUCUCUAGUCCUCCUCCUGCUCUAACAGUCACCACAGCUCUCUCUAGUCCUCCUCAUCUCAGUCACCACAGCUCUCUCUUGUCCUCCUCCUCAUCUCACAGUCACCACAGCUCUCUCUUGUCCUCCUCCUCAUCUCACAGUCACCACAGCUCUCUCUAGUCCUCCUCCUGCUCUCACAGUCACCACAGCUCUCUUUAGUCCUCCUCCAUCUCUCACAGUCACCACAGUUCUCUCUAGUCCUCCUCAUCUCAGUCACCACAGCUCUCUCUAAUCCUCCUCCUCCUCUAACAGUCACCACAGUUCUCUCUAGUCCUCCUCCUCUCUGUCACCACAGCUCUCUCUAGUCCUCCUCCUCCUGCUCCUCCUCUAACAGUCACCACAGCUCUCGCUAGUCUUCGUCCUGCUCUCUCAGUCACCACAGCUCUCUCUAGUCCUCCUCCUCCUGCUCCUCCUCUAACAGUCACCACAGCUCUCGCUAGUCUUCGUCCUGCUCUCUCAGUCACCACAGCUCUCUCGAAUCCUCCUAUGUAACGGUCUUAAAACACACUUUGUCACCAACUGAUACAUUGUUCUUAGAGGUCUUUUAAGAGAGGAUGUAUAAGUGCUGUUUUCAGAAGCAAGCCCUUAUACCAUAAACAGACGGGUAUUGAACUUUAGGGGCGUUCUCUGGCUGGUGACUAGGAUUCUAUGCAUUCCUAUUUGUAUUCAGGCUAAAAUAUUUAAAGAAACUGAAUAGAUGUAUUGUAUAUCUUCUUAUUCUAAAUAAAUGGAAUGGAUUUGUUGUUUUUCAAAACAAUUAUGGAACGUUAUAGAUAUUUAUAAUCAUAAGCAAAUGUUUGAGAAAAAAUAUAUUUUCACAAAGUAAAAACGUCCAGGUUUGUGAGUCACUAAAGAUGUUUCAUAGUGUGUUUUAGACUGGAUGUUGAAAGUGACCCUAUACCUUCGAAAUGCACACGUGUCCCUUGGGUUGGGACUGAUCUCAACAUUAGACUACUUUUGGGGUUCUGAAAACCCAACCCUUCUUUUGUGUUGUUUUUGUACCAUCAUCAUUGAAAUGCAAGAGAAAUUCGAUAAUGUAUAUUUCAGCCCAGGUGCAAUAUGCAUUAUGGCCACUAGAUGACAGCAAUGUAUGUGCAAAGUUUUAGACUGAUUCAAUGAGCCAUUGCAUUUCUGUUCAAAAUGUUGUAUCGAGACUGCCCAAAUAUGCCUAAUUUGUUUGUUAAUAACUUUUUAUGUGCAAAAUUGUGCACCCUCCUCUCCUUUCACUGUAAUAGCUACUGUAAAUUGGACAGUGAAGUUAGAUUAGAAUUUAAGCUUUCUGACAAUAUCAGAUAUGUCUAUGUCCUGGGAUUUCUUUUUGAGACUUACAACCUCGCAUUAGCCUACGUUAGCUCAACCGUCCCGUGGAAGGGGACACUGUUCCCGAAUAAAUUUUGAAACAUGUUUUUUGGGGUUGCCUUAACAAUUUUAUCAAUACAGUCAUUCUGAAUAAACAUACCGAUUUCCUGUUGAUUAAAUAAAGGAAGUGGUUCAACAG
Oncorhynchus tshawytscha (Chinook salmon) is the source of this 3904-nucleotide messenger RNA. It is a transcript of the gene guca1c, whose product is annotated as guanylate cyclase activator 1C. The record is from RefSeq and is a predicted model, not a curated record. Gene Ontology annotation, molecular function: calcium ion binding; calcium sensitive guanylate cyclase activator activity. The transcript has 4 exons. The coding region runs from base 182 to 757 and encodes 191 amino acids. Lineage: Eukaryota; Metazoa; Chordata; Actinopteri; Salmoniformes; Salmonidae.